UUAUUUCCAUUAUAUUUAUUAAUAUUUAAGUAUUCAAGUGAUUUACAAUAAAUUAUUUGUCUGUAAAGAAUACUUAUACUUAUAUUUCAGUCCGAAAGAGAUGAUGUGGUUUGCAAUUUAUCUAUUAUCGUUCAGCCAAAUAUGUGGUGUGAGUUACCUUAACAGAAAACUCGCUUUCUCUAUCAAAUCCAUAGUGUGCUUGAUCAAGAACGAGGAUGGAACAUAUUCUUUCAUAUUCAAAUGUAAAUUAGCAACCUCGAAUGCCAAAUUCAUCCCAGGCGAGAAGUUCAUUGAGACAAAGGCUGACGGGAGUAAGGUGGAAGCAUUGAUAACGUUUGAAGGGAACAAGAUGACACACAUACAGAUAGAGAGUAACGGCAGAACUUCGACACAUUUACGCGAAUUCUUCCCGGAUAGACUUAUCGUGACAACCACGGCUAAAGGAUUUGAUAAAAUUGUUACCAGGAAAUUUGAACUGGUCAAGUAAUUAUGAAGACUUCGAAUCAUUGAUGGACCGUCAAAAAAAGCUGAUUGAAAAAUGUUUUUCGCUGGUGAAUUAUAUUUUUUUUUGUAAAUAAAUUGGCUCAUUU
Molecule: messenger RNA, 590 nt
Organism: Danaus plexippus (monarch butterfly)
Lineage: Eukaryota; Metazoa; Arthropoda; Insecta; Lepidoptera; Nymphalidae
Product: probable fatty acid-binding protein
Exons: 4
Coding region: 101-487 (128 amino acids)
Biological process (GO): fatty acid transport
Cellular component (GO): cytosol; nucleus
Molecular function (GO): fatty acid binding
Source: RefSeq, a predicted model, not a curated record